Molecule: messenger RNA, 4048 nt
Organism: Acanthaster planci (crown-of-thorns starfish)
Lineage: Eukaryota; Metazoa; Echinodermata; Asteroidea; Valvatida; Acanthasteridae
Gene: rb1
Product: RB transcriptional corepressor 1
Biological process (GO): cell morphogenesis involved in neuron differentiation; cell differentiation; neuron projection development
Cellular component (GO): nucleus; chromatin; Rb-E2F complex
Molecular function (GO): RNA polymerase II transcription regulatory region sequence-specific DNA binding
Source: RefSeq, a predicted model, not a curated record
UCAAACACGCGUUAAUCUCACUGAGAGUUUCUUGUAGUACACUUGAUGCAAGACCAGACUUGUUUUUCAGACGUUUCGCUCAGCUGAUUUCCAAAAGAGAAAAAAAAUUGUCAACUUAUAAGCAUAUAAGGACCUAUGAUGGACGAGCUUGACGUUUUUUCAGCAAUUGUCCACAAGAGGGAUAUUCCAAGCAGCAUAGCUCAGACUGCACAGGAACUCUUACACACAUGGAGAUGUCAACGUAACACUGAUACAGAUCCAGAAUUGGCUUCAUACGCUGUGUGUGCUUUGUUCACUGCCAGCAUAAUGCACAGAAAUGCGGAGAAUCAAGAGAGCAUUCCUGAAGGAAUUCCAACACUGUCUGACCUUCUAGAGGCUGGAUAUGUGCACAUCAAGCAUUUUUUUGACCGGAUGGGGAGGUUACAGUCUGAACACAGUUUUCAUCAGUCUGUCAAGCCAAGCCUGAAGGCAACCAUGCAGAAAUACUGCGUAACAAGUGCACUCUAUCACAAGUUUCAACAGCUUCUGCAGCAAGUCUUCACACAUGACCCCGGUAGUCCAUUAACUUCUGAGAUUGAUAGGUCAGAGGUCAACCCAGCUCGGCCCAACCGCAAACGCAUCUGUUGGACAUUAUUUCUCCUUGCGAAAGGGAGUUUACGGCAAGCAGCUAACGAGCUAGUCAUGCCUCUUCAUCUUCUCAUCUGCUGCAUAGAGUACAUCGUCAAACUCUCCCCGGCUUUUCUGCUACAAGAACCUUUCUAUUCAGCCCAUUAUUCUCAAGAAUCAGAGGAUGCCAUCCUGCACGUAUUAUGUGAGGAGAUGGGUUGCCUUGAUGACAUCACUGAUGUAGCGUCGGUCCGAGAAGCUUGCCUGGUCCCCAUUCUGGGGGCUAUACCCAGAGAGAGACUGAACCAAGGAUUGGAGGGUUUGCCGGAGCUUGAGUUCUUGCAAGAGCAAUAUCAGCUCAUGUAUAUGACAGCUGGCGACAUCGAUGAAAGGUUGUUCCUUGAUACCACCUCGCACCUGUUUGUGCAGAAGGUUCCAACCUCAGAGCCCCCUGCUUCCCCUGACAGCAGUCGAGAGAAUGACGCCCCCUCAACUGCAGUGAUGACUCCUGUGAAGCGAGCCAUCAAUUCAGUGCAGAGUUUGAAGUCGCUGCUAUCUGAAGCUGGGGAUUCUCCAUCAUCACCACUCACCAAAUAUUUCAAGAAUUGCAAUCAAGAUCCUAGUUCCAGCAUCAAUGAACGAGUAGCUGCUUUGAAAGACAGCUACAUUCAUCACUUCAAGAGGGUGAUGGGAUCCCCCUCAGCAGGAGUGGCACGGUCCAGAUUCCAGAUUGGUGUCAGAUUGUACUACAGGGUUAUGGAGGCCAUGCUGAGAAGGGAAGAGGAGAGGUUAUCCACCAGGGAUUUUUCCUCGUUGCUUCUCAGUGACCUGUUCCAUAAGUCACUCCUUGCUUGUGCUUUGGAAGUAGUCAGUGUAACUUAUGAAUAUUCACCGAGUGAAUUUUCCUCAAUGCCAGGCAACGCAUCUCGGCUCUUGUUUCCAUGGAUACUAGAUGUCUUCUCCCUCAAGGCCUAUGACUUUGGCAAGGUUCUGGAGAGCUUUGUCAAGGAUGAACCCAAGCUGACCCAGGAAGCUAAAAAGCAUCUGCAGUCCAUUGAGACAAGGAUUGUAGAAAGUAUGGCGUGGGAGGCAACAUCACCACUUCAUGAUCUCUUCAGGGCUGCCGGGACCUCAUUGCAGGUUGCUUUACCAGGGGUUUCUAGCACGAGAGCCAAUGGUUUGAGCACACCCAGGACAACAGCAGCAGAUAUGUACCUGUCGCCAAUUAGGCCAGCCCCACAGGUGCCUAACUCCAGCGAGGCAACACCCCCUCUCUCUACCCUGGCCAGCCCCCUGGCUAGGCCCUCUCAGCACCCACAGGGGGGCGGAACCAACCCUUCUCCUCAGCCAAGUAAUAUUCCCAUGUCUCCCAGGAGGACACGGUCAGUGUCGCUCAACAUGUUCCUGAACAAGGUUCAACAGCUGGCAUACGGUCGGUUGGAGAGACUUUGCGGGAUGCUUUGUGUCUCUAAAGAUCUGGAGAAGUUUAUUUGGACAUGUGUGGAGUACUGUAUUACCAACAAGGCAGAGUUAUUGAAGAAUAGACACCUGGACCAAAUCAUUAUGAGCUGUAUCUAUGCAAUCUGUAAAGUAACAGACAGCGAGUUGAAAUUCAAAGACAUCGUCAAUGCGUACCGGACACUUCCCCAUGCUGAAGCAACGACAUACAGGAAUGUGGUUAUUGAUGGAACAAGGGAAGAUUCUAUUAUCAUGUUCUACAAUAAGGUCUUCAUGCCAGCCAUGAAAGCUUACAUUUUGCAAUUUCAACCCAAGAGCCAACAAACUCCCACUGCCUCACCUGCUCCUACAAGGUCUUCUAUUGUGUCUCAAGCUUCCCCAGGACUCAAGGUUGGUCCCAAUCUGUACAUCUCUCCAAUGAAGGAAUCUCCUUUUAAGAGCCCACAUCCUGUCCGAGUUGUCUCCUUUGGAUCACCAUGCCAACGUACUCCAAGAAAAAGGACAUUCUACAGCUUUGGUGAGGGCCCAGGGUCUUCAGAGAAGCUGCGUGAGAUUAAUGAAAGGAUGAAGGAGGCCAGCGUGGAGAGUAGGAACACUCGCUCCAUCACAUCCAAACGACUCAAAUUUGAAGAUGAAGAUGUUUCAGCUUCGUCAACAUCUCAAGAUGAUACUGACUGCCCUGUUGCUAAUGGAAGAUCGACAAGUAAUGGUGUGUCAUCCACCAAUGGUCACAUGACAUCACAUUCAGGAAAUGAUGAACCAAUAAGCACACAGCCUUUACCUCCCAGCAUGCAACACAGGGUAGCCAUGAUGGCGUCAGAGAGACAAGCAAGUCAUAGUCCUUCUGAGAUUGACGGUAGAGAAUAAACAAACCAUUGAAUCCUAGUCUUCCAACCAUAACAAGGAGAAGCAGACAACAGUCAACAAGGAAGAGCAGUAUUGCUUAGUAUCAAAUGUUUUCUUCUAUCACCAAUAUCAAUUUUGUGAUUCCCAAUCCAAAAUUUGUGCCAAACUAGAGAUAUUACCCAUAGUGUCUUUUGCAAGAUCUAACGUUUGGUCAGGGUAGAGGUGAACAAGGGAAAAAUCAGUUUAUUAUCGUAACUGGAAAUUAGUCAUGGACAGUUUUAGUUUCUUAGUUGACAAAAUGUCGUGGUAUUGCUCUGAAAGUCGUUGCUACAUGACUCUGAAAUGCUCCACUGUCGUGCCUUGAAGUGGAAUGAAAAUUUCCAUCAAAUGGAACCAGCCUGGUCAUUUUGAAGUAAUUGUUUUAACAAAUUAUCCAAUGCAGCUAUGCAAAAUUUGAAUUAGUAACAAGUAAUAAUGGUUUACAUUGCCUUUCAUUUUUAAUUGGCGACGAAAAAUGUGGCUACUUUUAGUUGUCAUUUUCGACAGAGUUCCACAAUUCAAACACUUCUGUAAAAGUUCCAAAAGUUCGCUGAAAUAUGAAUUUUGAUUGACAUUAAUUUCGUACAGUUCUGAUUAUUGUAAAGACAGAUUUCUUCCACAUGCUGCAGUCCGUUAUCUUACGUUGUACAGUUGUAGAUUUUCUUCUUUAAACCAACCAUGGACUGAAUUUUUGGUACCUCAUUUUUAAGAGCUAUUUUAAUUCAUCAAUUUCAGUGUAAAAUUCUUUUAAAAGAAACUGUCAUGAAUCUUGGACAUGGAUUUUGGUAUUGGUGUAGUGAGGAGUGUAACUAGGAGAGACAGAACUAUUCAGGGAUAAAGUAUAGAAUUGAGAUAGGAUUGUAUCAUAUAAAUUUAAUGAAAUGUAAUGUGCAGAAGAUGCGUGUUCACUUUAAUAGUUUCUAGAAUUUGGUCAUCAGAGAGGGCAUUCAGUUGACGUGUGUUUGUUUUUAUCUUGACACCUGUUUUAUCAUUGUUUAUUGCAUGCCCAGUUUGAACAGUGUGUGAAAUAUUCAUUUUCUUAAAAAGGUUCAUGAAUAAAAGUAACAAGCCAAACCGUUACAUCCAGCGCUGAACACAA